This is a messenger RNA of Trichoderma harzianum CBS 226.95, 1008 nucleotides long. RefSeq lists its product as hypothetical. The record is from RefSeq and is a predicted model, not a curated record. Gene Ontology annotation, molecular function: protein binding. The transcript has 2 exons. Lineage: Eukaryota; Fungi; Ascomycota; Sordariomycetes; Hypocreales; Hypocreaceae. The coding region runs from base 1 to 1008 and encodes 335 amino acids.
AUGAAAGGGAAAUUCCCUGUUGCUGCUGCUUCUCUUCCCCCGCCUCCUCCUUCUCCUCCUUUUCCAGACGUCAAGAUACCUAUUGAUGACAAUCCGGAUUGGGAGUUGGUUUGGGACGAAGAAGCCAAAGUCUUUUACUUCUACAACCGCUCCAACAACGCAAGACAAAUAAUUGUGCGUCAAACAUCUUUUCCAAGACAGCCUUCGAAGCAAGCUCAUGACGGUUCCUCUACGGGUGAUGUCCCCAAUUUGCCUAGUCAGAUCCAGAAGGAGGAUGCACUUGAAGCGGUGUUGAAGGCUGGAUAUACGCAUUUGAUCCCACAAAUACUGCACAAGUAUGGUGGUAUGGACCUCAACGUUAAGCUUUAUGGCUUUCAGAGGGUACUAACUCUGCUUGAAUUCGCUGUCGAACAGCAAGACGCAAACCUGCUACAACUGUUCGGCCAUCAGGAACAUGUCGCCAUCCUGGCCAAGAUGGCCGACAGGGUUGAUCUCACCAGAGCCUUAGGAAGGGCCGUAGAUCGAAAAGAUAUAGCUGUCAUCGAUAUCUUGUUAGCCAGCGGUGCCAAGUGCAAUUUUGAGGACUCCGACCGACCUCCUCCUCCUUCUAGAGGCUACUAUUUGCCCAGGAUCCCGGACAAUGAGGAUUAUAUGCCUCCUCUUGUCCGAGCCGUCAGACUGGGCAACAUGGAGCUGGUGCGAUUACUGCUCGCACACGGCGCAGAUGUCAAUGUGGGAUACCAUGGUCUUCAUGGAGAGCGCCAAUCUCUCUUUAUAGAUGUGACGUGCGGAAGGGUGAUAGAGGCGGCCAUGGAGCUGGGACACCGGGAUAUGGUUGAGCUGUUUCUAGAGAUGGGGGCGGAUAUUCAUCUGCCGCAGCCGACCUGGCAGUUUCACGACUGUUGGAUGAUAGCGAGGCCGGUUUACCUAAGAGUUAGGACGCAAUUGAGGGAGGUUGAAGCGGCGUGGCAAUCGACAAGAGAUUCGGCUGAAUGGGUGGUUGUGUAG